AUGACCACGAAAAGAGCUAAAGGGGGUGUGAAGAUGACGAUAAAGCUCAAGUUAUCGGAGGGAUCCAAAGAUCGCAACCUCCUCCGCGUAUCUCUUCCACGUGCAGCUGCCGAUCCUGCUACUUUCGGAUCCAAACGGUCAAAGCAAGAUUCUCGUUUGACUCGUUCAGUUCGGCUUGCGGACUUGAUUCGUCUUCACAACGCCGAGGUCAAGGAGCAUGGACCUAAGCUUGAACCUGAUGGAGUUAAGGACUUAAAGCUUGAACCAGUGGAGCAGCUUGAACGUGAGGAAUCUGGAGUUAAUCUUGAGCUUAGGUGGAGAAGACACGAUCCUAAACCUCCCUGGUUUUUGAUCCAAGCUCAAGAUAUCAGCAAAUGGGCAUGUGAUUCAUUUGCACUCUUUUUCCCUUACCUUUGGUUUUGUCCCAUUGGGAUUUCCAAAGGAAGGUUAUUAAUGAGGCUUAUGUUUCACAUUCCAAUAACCCAUUAUGCUGAUCAAGACCCAAGCCCAUCAAGUGGGAAGAUUGAAAACGUGGCCAUGAAGUCCAAGGGUCUAUUUUAG
Microthlaspi erraticum is the source of this 561-nucleotide messenger RNA. The record is from the annotation of a GenBank genome assembly. Lineage: Eukaryota; Viridiplantae; Streptophyta; Magnoliopsida; Brassicales; Brassicaceae.